AUGCAAUUCAAACUACAAGCCAGUGGUGGGAGUGGUGGGAGCGGUGAGAGUGGUGAAAGGGGUGGGAGGGGUGGGAGUGUUGGGAGCGGUGGGAGCGGUGGGAGUGGUGGGAGUGGUGGGAGUGGUGGGAGUGGUGGGAAUGGUGGGGGAGGGGUAGGAGUGGUGGGAGUGGUGGGAGUGGUGGGAGUGGUGAGAGUGGUGGGAGUGGUGGGAGUGGUGGGGGAGUGGUGGGAGUGGUGGGGGAGUGGUGGGAGUGGUGGGAGUGGUGGGAAUGGUGGGGGAGGGGUGGGAGUGGUGGGAGUGGUGGGAGUGGUGGGAGUGGUGGGAGUGGUGAGAGUGGUGGGAGUGGUGGGAGUGGUGGGAGUGGUGGGGGAGUGGUGGGAAUGGUCGGGGAGGGGUGGGAGUGGUGGAAGUGGUGGGAGUGGCGGGAGUGGUGGGAGUGGCGGGAGUGGCGGGAGUGGUGGGAGUGGUGGGAGUGGUGGGAGUGGUGGGAGUGGUGGGAGUGCGCUUGGAAGGACUAUUACCACCGGAGGCGUGCCUGCGAGAUUUGUCAGUAGUUAG
This is a messenger RNA of Closterium sp. Naga37s-1, 561 nucleotides long. The record is from the annotation of a GenBank genome assembly. Lineage: Eukaryota; Viridiplantae; Streptophyta; Zygnematophyceae; Desmidiales; Closteriaceae.